UUUAGACAUUGCCAAUCAGUUACAGCUUCAAUAUGCAGUGCUGAUUUUUGACGAAGCAGUUUAUGCUAAGGUACAACAGGUACGAUGGAAAUAUGAGGAAUUUAUGUCAAAGUUCAUUGUCCGUUUGGGAGAAUUCCAUUCAUGCAUGUCAUAUGCUACAGCAAUAGCAUGUCGCUUUCGUGAUGCUGGCUUGCAGGAUAUAUUUAUUGAAUCUGAAAUUGUUGCACAAGGAUCUUUAAAUGGUGUGUUUAGUGGCAAGCACUAUAACCGAUGCAUUCGUGCCCACAAGUUGGUUUUUGAAGCGAUGGAAAGACUUCGUUUUGAAGCUUUUUUAGACAGUCAAACAACUCUUCAAAAGUCUGAAAUCAUUGGCUUAGUGAAAGAAAUAAGUGGCAACUUGAAUAAAGAACAUUUCGAUGCUUAUGUAGAAAAUGUCACAAUACAAGAGAUUGGAGAAAGAUUUCAGCAGUUCAUCGAAAAUGAGAGUCAGAGGAGUGCUACUUUUCAGUUAUGGUCAUCCUAUAUCGACAUGGUAUACCUGCUGUUAACAUUUAUCAGAGCAACACGCACUUCAGACUGGAUGCUCCACUUAUCUACAAUUAGAGCAAUGCUGCCUUGGUAUUUUGCAUAUGAUCGCAUAAAUUAUGCAAGAUACAUGUCUACAUACUGGCUGGAGAUGAUCUGUUUGGAUGACACUCAUCCAGGUGCAUCUGCUGAAUUAAGUUCAAAGUGGACUGUUCAACGCCAGCAAAAUUAUGGAUUUUCCGCAAUUGCCUGUGAUCAAGCAAUAGAGCAAACAUGCAACAGAGAUUCCAAAACUAAAGGUGGAAUUGUGGGCUUAACACAAAAUAGAGCAGCUAUAAACAGGUGGAUUCUUGCCCAAGCUGACAGGUCUGCAAUAACAAGGAAGUGUGAAUUAAUGGCAGGAGUUGCAGAAGAACAAAGAAUGCGUAAAGAUCUUGAUAACACCCAUAGCAGUAAUCAUGAAGAAUCUGUUAAGCAAGUUAUAUCAACAGUGUCAUCCAUGUCAAACCCAUUCAGUCCUGACAGUCCCAAAGAACUGGUCAACAUUUGCAGCGGAGUGGUAGCAGAUGAAGUAACGACAGCUGAUGUGAAAAAUGCAUACAAUAAGGGAGACCAAAAGCUUGAGGAUUUCUUACACAAUAGAUUAUUAUGUGAGGAACCAGAUAUCUUUUCAAAUAUAGGAACAAUGAAACUGAAAACAUUCAAAUCCAUGUCAAAAUCCAAAAAAGUCAAAACGUCUUCUGGUUCCACGGUUACGGUGAAAAAUGAUGCACGUUUUUGGGCAAGGCUUUUGGUUAUUGCAAAGAAUCGAGACAUUGAUCUUGAAAAUGUGUUUACAUACUCACUGAGAGCAUAUCCGCGCGCCUUAGCAACUGAUUACGGUGGUCUGGUUAAGACAUCAAAGUCUAAACUGCUUCAUACUCUGGAGAAAGAGGCUGGAGAGCCAUUGAUUGAGCAGAUUCCACAAAACAGUGCCACAAUUAUCGAUGGUAUGGCCUUACUGCAAGCGUUGAAAACCAAAGACAUCCCAGAAAAUUUUGGGCAACUGGCUGAAUUACUACUGAAGAAGAUAAUUGCUAUUGCUGUUUUCAACAAAUCUCAACGUGUGGACUUUGUUACAGACAGGUACCCUGAGAUCAGUACAAAAAAUGUUGAAAGAACAAGCAGAGCUGCGUCUGGUACAAAUGUGUUCUCAAUACUAAGUGAGCAACAGAGAAUACCAAGACAGUGGAAAAAAUUCAUGAAUGUGGGAAGCAAUAAGGAGAGACUAAUUGACUUUCUUGUAGAGGAGUGGAAAAAGGCUCCUCUUUCCAGGUUGGGAUCAGUGGAAUUUUUUGUCACCAAACAGGAGAAAUGCAUUAAAAUUCAUUCAGCUGGCGAUGCUGGUGUUGUUGUUGCUGAAGAGAUUUCAGAAUUAGAAUGCGAUCAUGAAGAAGCUGAUACUAGAAUGUUUGUUCAUGCCCAUCAUGCAGCAGAGUCAGUUGACACUGUUGUUAUUAAGAGUCCAGACACUGAUGUGUUUGUGAUUGCUAUUGCCAGUCAACCAACCAUUGAUGCAAAGCUGAUAUUUGAUACAGGAACUGGAAACAAUCAAAGACGAAUUGACAUUAACGAAGUUGCUGCCUAUUUUGGUACUCUGUGGUGUAAAGCAAUCAUUGGCUUUCAUAUAUUUACAGGCUCUGACUCAACAAGUGCUUUCUUUGGAAAAGGUAAAGUACGAGCAUUUAAAGUAGCAAGAAAUAGUGUGGAAUUUUCAGAGGCAUUCGCUACUCUUGGUGAAGACGUGAACAUCCCUGAAAAUCUUGGUAAAAUCUUAGAAAAAUAUGUUUGCUAUCUUUAUGGGCAAGAUAAAGCCAAAUCGAUUAAUGAUGCACGCUAUACAAUGUUUAAAUUUGGUAAAUGCACAGAAGAGUCACUCCCACCAAAUUCCGACAGCCUCCAUCAACAUAUCCUCAGAGCAAACUUUGAGUCCUAUGUCCGCAAGCAUGCAACAAUUCCAAUUUUGGCAUCACCCUCACCAGUGGGAUAUGGUUGGAAACUUGAAGAAGGUGAGUUGCAAAUUGUAUGGGGAACACAACCUCCUGCACCAGAGAGCAUCCUUGAAUAUGUUGAUUGCAAAUGCAAGAAAGGGUGCACAACAAACAGAUGCUCUUGCCACAAAUCUGGUUUAAAAUGCACUGAAUUGUGCCAGUGUAAUGGCUGUGAAAACUAUGAAUCAGCGGAGGAACUGAGUGAACUUGAAGCACAGUUUCUAGAAUAUGAGUAUGGGGAAGAAGGCGAUGAUUAUGAUGAUUAGAUUCUGGUAUAAAUUGUAUAAAAUUAAUAAAAUAGGUAUUACUAGCUGCAAAUGUUACAGCAGUUUGAGAGUUUAUUUGCCCUGUCUAAUAUAAAUAUUCUCUGUAAAACACAUUUUACAAAAUUUAACAAAACUGAUCGUAAGCUGAGUAUAGUCAGCGUACUAGUUCAUGUGCACAAGUACUAUUACAUGCACUGUAUAUUGUUUAGUUUUUACAACAGCGUAGCAGAUAUAUCACACAUAAGUGCUGAAACAUUUUAAUACUGAGCAAAGAUGUAUUAUCAUACAACUGUUUGUUUACCUUAAAUUUAUGUUUUCAUUUAUACUGUUAGCUGAAUCGAACUGAACCAUGAACUUGUUUAUUUGUCUAUAAUAUCACAUAUCUCAAAAUGUGCUGGAAGUGAAAUUUUGUUAAUGAAGCAGUGCGUUCGGAGAUAACCCAUCUCCGAUUACGACUUGU
Molecule: messenger RNA, 3281 nt
Organism: Dendronephthya gigantea
Lineage: Eukaryota; Metazoa; Cnidaria; Anthozoa; Malacalcyonacea; Nephtheidae
Exons: 6
Coding region: 104-2821 (905 amino acids)
Source: RefSeq, a predicted model, not a curated record